CAUUUUAAUAGGAAGCUAGCAGGGUGUGGACGUCUAUGCGGUCAAACGUCGAUAUUAACGCCUGAUAUGAAGCUUUCUACCCAGUAAAUCGUCUCCAGAUCGUCACUAUGAAGAUAAUCAUCGCUGUUCUGCUCCUGCUGGGUCAUCUGGCCGCUGCUGAGGUCCAGUAUUAUGGGACCGGAGGUUCUCUGGUUCUGGGGCCUAAAUUCUCUGGUGCGAUAACCAGCAUCACCUGGAAGCAUAAAGGGAACAUAGUAGCUGAAUGGAUUGAUGGUUCUGUCGAUCUGGAAUAUCUGGGUGACCUGAAAGGUCGGUUAGACCUGAACCUAAAAACCGGGGUACUGACUGUGAAGAACAUGAUGAAAGCAGACCAAGGAGUGUUCAGUGUGGAGAUCAACAACAAGGUUCUUCCUGACACCUUUGAAGCUACAUGGAUCAGGAUCCUCAAUGAUAGCGAAGUUGUGGUCAUACCGUCUCUAACCUGCAGCAGUCAGUCCCAGAGCUGCUCACUGAGGUGUGGUGAAGAAAUUAAAGAUGCCGGACCCAUCCAGUACUUCUGGAAGAAAGGAGAGAAUGGAAAAUGGGAGGAGGGAGAGAGGACGAUUGAGAUUGAAAACACGGAUGAAACUGGACGAUUUAAAACCUUCUCCUGUAAAGCAGAGAAUCCAGUCAGCGAGAAGGAGAGCAAACCGGAGGAGAACCCAUUCAACAAGACAGAUCCUGUCAACUGGGGGACUGUUUUUGGGAUUGUUAUAGGUCUCAUAAUAGCUGCCGUUGCAGUUGGGGUUACUAUCUACAUGCGGAAAAACAAGAUGUUUUGUUUUCGCCCUCCGGUUCAAAACCAAACCCCUAAAGAUCAAACAGGAAACGGAGAAAGUGAGACGUUAAAUCAAAAAACUCAGGAGGUUUAGAGUUUCAGUGCUUGGACCACUGUGGCGUCACUGCGGGGACAGGACUGAUGUGUCUCAUCUGGAAUCUAUACAUCAGCAUCAGAACAUCAUCGC
Molecule: messenger RNA, 1004 nt
Organism: Cyprinodon tularosa
Lineage: Eukaryota; Metazoa; Chordata; Actinopteri; Cyprinodontiformes; Cyprinodontidae
Exons: 1
Coding region: 108-911 (267 amino acids)
Source: RefSeq, a predicted model, not a curated record